Messenger RNA from Pogonomyrmex barbatus (red harvester ant), 2032 nucleotides. RefSeq names its product aristaless related homeobox homeobrain (gene hbn). NCBI's taxonomy places the organism in Eukaryota, Metazoa, Arthropoda, Insecta, Hymenoptera, Formicidae. Gene Ontology annotation, molecular function: RNA polymerase II transcription regulatory region sequence-specific DNA binding; DNA-binding transcription factor activity, RNA polymerase II-specific. The record is from RefSeq and is a predicted model, not a curated record. Gene Ontology annotation, biological process: regulation of transcription by RNA polymerase II.
CCGUCGAUUGACGCAUUUUCCGUCGAGAAGGUGGAGAACAAAGUUCGGCAUCUGUCUGUCUCUCCUCAUUCCCUAUCUUUCUUUCGUUCGCUCGUUUCCUUUCGUGUACCUUCUUCCACCUGGAUCACAUUCGACGAGGGUACAUGCGACUCGGCGGCAGAUUCAAUUUGCGCGCGUGCCACCGGGGAUGAAAGAAUCUAUGAUUUGCCAGUGAUUUACGUGGGUCAAGGACUGCUAUUUCGUAUUACCAUUUGUUUGCAAAUCGCGGGAACCUACGUCAGUGAUUUCCGAAGACGAUUCCUGCCUCAGAUAUGGCCCAGACUUAUAAUCAGAAGAGAAAUGUGUACAGCAUUGACCAGAUAUUGGGUCACGGCAAGGAUGAAGAUCACGCGACGUCGUCUGACCACGCUGUGGUUGAUGGUGGCGAUACAGAGCUCGGUCACCUGAGCGAUCAUCAGAUCAACGACGCGCUGCACGAUCCCUUAAAUCUGGGGGAAUCCGAUCGACCACGCAAGGUGCGACGAUCGCGAACGACUUUCACGACAUAUCAGCUGCACGAGCUCGAGAAGGCUUUCGGGAACACGCAGUAUCCGGACGUGUUCACCAGGGAGGAGCUGGCGAUGAGACUGGAUCUCUCGGAGGCCAGAGUACAGGUAUGGUUUCAAAAUCGACGUGCAAAAUGGCGUAAGAAGGAAAAGGCGUUAGGCAGAGAUACUAGUUUUAUGCACGUCGAACAAGGCGGUGUGAACGAGUUGUCUCUUCACGCGCGACUAUUGCAAACGGCCAGUGGCGUUCCCGGCGCGGAUUCUUCGGGUCCACCGACGGGCGCGUUUCCCUGGUUCAUACCUCCGGUUUUUCCAUCACCCUGGCCACCGAGCGCGCCGAAAUUACCGCCCUUGCAUGCGCUCUUGUCGCAAUACAUCGGUCUACCCUUGCCGCAGAACCUGGCGUCGCUCGGCACGAUGCUUCCGGUCGGUCUGAAUCCGAGCUCGUCGCUGAACCACAGCAACGUGAACGGUCAUUCUCUGAGCAGCCACUUGCACGGGCAUCCCCUGAAUUUGGGGGUACAGAGUAUACCGCAGAACUUAAGUUCGAAGAACGACAAGGAGGAGGACUCGGCAUCGUCCGACGACGAGAUCAGGAAGCAGAGCGCGGAAGUGCUCAGAGUGAAGGCGGAAGAGGCGCUACGCAAGGCGGACAAUUAACUGUGAGAGCUUACGGAUUUUUGUAAAUAAUGAACCUCCUCCGAUUUAUCCAAACUGUUUGAUACCAAUAUAAGUAUUUCGGAACGUGAACAUCCGCGAAUCUAUAAUGUCCUGUAUGCAUCAGAGGAUUCUUCCGUUUGCCAAGCUGCAAAAACAUGGAUUUUGUAUCAUUCAUAAUUCGAUAGACAUUUUAAUACAUAAAGCUUUAAUACAAUAAAACUAAGACAAAAAGGAGAAAGUCCUCAAAUCCCCCUGCCGUAAUAAAGAAUUUAUUGACAAAUUAUUUUUACAUUUUCUUUCAGAACAUAUUUUAUUUAGACAACGAUCGAUUACUCUACGUAACAAUCUAUUUCGUUGAUAUCAAAAACUGAUUGCGUUUAGAUAAUGAAAUCAUCAUUUAGGACUGAUCAGAUUUAACUAACAAUUAAUUGUUGUACUAUUCUACAUACGACAUCAAAAGAUUGUUUAAUAAUAGAUCUAUAUAGAUUUAUAUAAUCUAUAAGUUUAAUUUAAUUACAUUUUUAUAAAAAAGAAAAAACAUAAAAUCGCAAUGUCAUUUUCAUUCCAUGUCACAACUGCCUUAUCAUGUAAAAAGGUAUGUGAAUGCAGCCGCGUAGAAUUUCUUCCGAAAGAUCAAGUGCCGUACAGGAUCGCCGAUGUACGUGUUAGAUGAAGUGAAGGAAGUUUUGUAAAAUAUAUGUAUCAUAUGCGAAUGUUAGAUAUAUCAUGUAUACAUAUGUAACAUAUAUAUAUAUAUAUCAUAGACUUUGUGUAAAUAUGUAGGCUACCCAUAAGUUAAAGAAAUAUAUUAAACCUACGAAAAAUUA